This is a messenger RNA of Amyelois transitella, 1871 nucleotides long. RefSeq names its product pre-mRNA-processing factor 17. Gene Ontology annotation, molecular function: protein binding; mRNA binding. The transcript has 11 exons. Gene Ontology annotation, biological process: mRNA splicing, via spliceosome. Gene Ontology annotation, cellular component: catalytic step 2 spliceosome. NCBI's taxonomy places the organism in Eukaryota, Metazoa, Arthropoda, Insecta, Lepidoptera, Pyralidae. Bases 125 to 1852 code for a protein of 575 amino acids. The record is from RefSeq and is a predicted model, not a curated record.
AAACGACUGUCAUUUGCUAGUGUUUUGUUAGCAAUUUACGUGUUUAUUUUGUAAAUUGUAAUUUUAAGUUUUCUUCGAUACGUGAAUAGUCAUUUAUGUUUAGCUAUUAAUUCAGACUGUGACAAUGUUAAACAUACAAAGUUAUGGAAGCAGCUCGGAGGAUGAAGGCGAGUCUGACCCUAAGACUAGCGAACACAGCAAUGAAACGUUGUUGACGCAUUUAAAACCUGUUGAUCCUAGUUUAUCCGUAGCUAAAACAAUGCAAAUAUGUGCUGCGCCUGUCGUGAUGCCCACUAAUAAUGAUGACACAAGAAUCCUAGUAGCGAAUAAUCAAGAACUGAUGCACAACCCUAAAUAUGAAGAGUUAUUUGCGCCUACAUAUGGUCCAGAAAACCCUUUUCAAACGCAACAGAUGAAGGCGAAUAGAAAUAUAUUGUCUGGAUACGUGGAGAAGGCUCACAUUAGUGAUUUUCAAUUUGAGAACCAAAGACGGACAUUUACAAGUUACGGUUAUGCUGUAGAUCCAUCCACAGAUGUUGAUAGCGGGAAUGGUGAUGCUAUUGUUUUAUCAGCGAUGGUGGCGCCACCUGAAGAAUCGGAAGGCAAGUCAGUUUUCGAGAACAUAAAGAAAAGACCGCUUGACAAAAAGAAACGGAACAAAAAUGAUAAUCCCGAAGAUGUUGGUGGUUUCCUUGGCCCUUGGGGAGGGUAUGAGGGAGAAAAGAGAGUUAUGAAGCCGGAAGGCGAGGAGGCGAAGGAACUGGAGGAGAUAUUAGCCAAAAGACAAAAGAAAGGGAAAGUUGACGACGACAAACCGCUGGAGGAGAAAUCUAUAUUCCACAUUGACAAGGCGACGGACUACCAGGGCCGCUCGUGGAUCGCCCCGCCUCGCAGCGAGACCCAGCUGCGGAGCGACGCGCCGCCAGACAAGUGCUUUCUGCCAAAGGCGCACAUUCACACGUGGAAGGGGCACACAAAGGGCAUCGCCACAGUGCGGUGGUACCCCGGCACGGCGCAUCUCAUGCUGUCCGCCGGAAUGGAUUGUAGGGUUAAGAUAUGGGAGGUGUAUGGCGAGCGCCGCUGCGUGAGAACAUAUUUCGGCCACCGGCAAGCGGUUAGAGACGUCAACUUCAACAACACGGGCACGCAGUUCUUGUCCGCCGCCUACGACCGUUACAUCAAACUGUGGGACACAGAGACCGGUGAAUGUAUAUCGCGGUUCACGUCGCGAAAAGUGCCAUACUGUGCUAAAUUCAACCCGGACGAGGACAAACAACAUUUGUUCGUAGCCGGCACAUCGGAUAAGAAGAUUAUAUGUUGGGACAUCCGCAGCGGUGAAAUAGUACAAGAAUACGACCGCCAUCUUGGCGCCGUCAACACCAUCACUUUCGUUGAUGAGAACAGGAGAUUCGUCACCACUUCGGAUGACAAGAGUUUGAGGGUGUGGGAGUGGGACAUACCCGUAGACAUGAAAUACAUAGCGGAUCCCACGAUGCAUUCUCUGCCGGCGGUGACAGUGUCUCCGAACGGAAAAUGGCUGGCAUGCCAAUCAAUGGACAACAAAGUGAUAGUGUUCAGCGCUUUGAAUAGAUUCAAGAUGAACAGAAAGAAGACAUUCACCGGUCACAUGGUGGCCGGUUACGCUUGCUCGGUGGAUUACUCGCCGGAUAUGAGUUAUCUGGUUUCGGGCGACGCAGACGGCAAAUGCUACAUCUGGGAUUGGAAGACGACGAAACUGUACAAGAAAUGGAAAGCGCACGACGGAGUCUGCAUCACCUCUCUCUGGCACCCCCACGAACCCAGCAAACUGCUCACCGCGGGUUGGGACGGCGUCAUAAAGUACUGGGACUGAAUAAAACCAUAGAAUCAUU